CACCACAGCUUCUCAUCCAACAUUCCUUAAGCCACAAUGGCGACUAGCACUAAAUUCACGGCUUUGGUCUUUUUAGUUCUUCUUGGCAUUAGCAUUGCCCUUUCCUCUGCCGCAAGGUCCUUGAAGAGCAUUCAAGGCGGUGGCGGAGGAGGUCAUGGUGGUGGAGGAGGAGGUGGUUCAGGUGGUGGAUUGGGUUCGGGUUCCGGCUAUGGUGAAGGUGGGGGAUAUGGUGAGGGAGGUGGACAUGGUGGAGUGGGCGGCGGUGGUCAUGGCGGUGGAGGUGGUGGCGGCGGAGGUGAAGGCAGUGGUGCUGGUUCAGGAUCUGGGUCUGGGCAGGGAUACGGCUCAGGGUCUGGCGGAGGUGGAGCAGAAGGAGGUGGUUAUGGGAGUGGUGGAGGUGGUGGCGGAGGUGCCGGUUUAGGUGGUGGACAUGGAAGUGGGAGCGGAUCCGGAUCUGGCUAUGGUUCUGGAUCAGGUUCUGGUGCAGGUGGGGCCCAUGGUGGAGGCUAUGGAAGUGGUGGUGGUGGCGGUGGUGGCGCUGGUGGUGGAGGUGGAGAAGGCGCGGGAUCCGGAUCUGGUUAUGGUUCUGGUGGUGGAUCCGGAUAUGGGGGAGGUGUUGGAGGUCUCAACUAAGCGCUGGACUACUUUAUUAAUAACACUUAAGAAUGAAAAAUAAGAGCAUGCAUGCGCAGUUAUGUACUGGACUACCUGUAAGAGAAUAUAAAGCUUUGUAAUGAAUCAAAUCAAUAUCUGUUUACUAAUAUAAUAUAAGAAAUACUGCUUUCUGUGCU
Messenger RNA from Dendrobium catenatum, 791 nucleotides. Its product is annotated as glycine-rich cell wall structural protein 2. Lineage: Eukaryota; Viridiplantae; Streptophyta; Magnoliopsida; Asparagales; Orchidaceae. The transcript has a single exon. Bases 37 to 633 code for a protein of 198 amino acids. The record is from RefSeq and is a predicted model, not a curated record.